Populus nigra (black poplar) is the source of this 1555-nucleotide messenger RNA. Its product is annotated as probable serine/threonine-protein kinase PBL15. NCBI's taxonomy places the organism in Eukaryota, Viridiplantae, Streptophyta, Magnoliopsida, Malpighiales, Salicaceae. The coding region runs from base 61 to 1332 and encodes 423 amino acids. The record is from RefSeq and is a predicted model, not a curated record. Gene Ontology annotation, molecular function: protein kinase activity; ATP binding. The transcript is spliced from 5 exons. Gene Ontology annotation, biological process: protein phosphorylation.
GCGAACACACCCACCACUCCAUACCACACAAAAAUCUUCUAUACUACUAAUUCACUAGCAAUGAAGGAAUCUUCACAGCCAUGGAGACCAUUCACAGCUAAAUAUUGCUGUUCAGUUGAAGACCAAACAUUCUUUGGCAACUUCAGCAGGUGUAGGACAUCAAAAUCAGACAUUUCCAAGAACAUCAAUGCUCCGGCACCAUCAUUCAGAAGAUUGUCAUUCUCUGAUCUUAGCCGUUCUUCGUCAACACGUAUUAAUGAGGAUCUUGCACAAUCUUUUGGGCCUGACUUGUUUGAUUUUCAAUUGAGUGAGUUACGUGCCAUAACACAGAAUUUUUCUAGCAAUUUCUUGCUGGGAGAGGGUGGGUUUGGGACAGUGCAUAAGGGUUAUGUAGAUGAUAAUUUGAGGCAAGGUUUGAAGGCUCAGGCUGUUGCUGUUAAGCUUCUUGACAUUGAGGGCCUGCAAGGUCACCGUGAAUGGCUGGCGGAAGUAAUAUUUUUAGGGCAACUUAGGCAUCCAAAUUUGGUUAAAUUGAUUGGUUAUUGCUGUGAAGAAGAAGAACGACUUCUUGUCUAUGAAUUUAUGCCUCGAGGCAGUUUAGAGAAUCACUUAUUUAAAAGGAUUUCAGUGUCCUUGCCAUGGAGCACGAGGUUAAAGAUUGCAAUAGGAGCAGCCAAGGGGCUAGCCUUCUUGCAUGGCGCUGAGAAGCCUGUCAUAUACCGUGACUUCAAAACUUCCAAUGUGUUGCUAGAUUCUGAUUUUACGGUUAAAUUAUCAGAUUUUGGACUCGCAAAGAUGGGACCUGAAGGAUCAGACACGCAUGUUACCACCAGAGUGAUGGGGACCUAUGGAUAUGCUGCCCCUGAAUAUGUCUCAACAGGACACUUGACAACAAAAAGUGAUGUUUUUAGCUUUGGGGUGGUCCUACUAGAGCUGCUUACAGGGAGGAGAGCAACGGAUAAAUCAAGACCAAAGAGGGAGCAAAACAUCAUUGACUGGGCAAAACCUUACCUGACCAGCAGUCGCAGGUUGCGCUGUAUUAUAGAUCCAAGACUUGCAGGCCAGUAUUCUGUCAAGGGAGCGAAGCAAAUGGCCCUGCUAGCACGACAAUGCGUGAGUUUAAACCCCAAAGACAGGCCCAAAAUGCCAUCCAUUGUCGAGACUCUUGAAGCCCUACAACAUUACAAGGACAUGGCUGUGGCUUGUGGGCAAUCGCAAGCAUCAACAAAAUCUGCUACGAGAAAUGGAGUUUCCUCUGGAGGAAGGUUGGAAGGUAGAGGUGCAAGUUAUAGGAAAUCAGCUCCAGUUAUUACAUCAAGCAAGAAAACAUGAUUAAUAAUAAUAUAGAAGGCUAAGUGUAAAUUAUUAGUACGUGUGUGUAUGCUAAUGGGAUACGCUUGAAAGUUAAGGCAUACGACCUGUGUAGAUAUUGAAUAUGCAAAUGGUAUAUGUCCAUGGCCAAAAUACAUUACUACCUAAAGUAAAAUCUGAUAUUUAUCAUAGAGCAUAAAUAUGUAAUUAGUAUCAUUUCUGAGAUAUUUCUUCAUCUUUCUCA